This is a messenger RNA of Serinus canaria (Common canary), 2005 nucleotides long. Its product is annotated as myosin-binding protein C, fast-type-like. The transcript has 12 exons. The record is from RefSeq and is a predicted model, not a curated record. Gene Ontology annotation, molecular function: protein binding. The annotation marks the transcript as partial. Lineage: Eukaryota; Metazoa; Chordata; Aves; Passeriformes; Fringillidae.
AUGCCCAUGAUGAUGACCAUGACCAUGAUGACCAUGAUGCCCAUGAGCAUGAAGAUGACCAUUACCAUGAUGACCAUGAUAAUGACCAUGAUGAUGACCAUGACCAUGAUGAUGACCAUGACCAUGAUGACCAUGAUGACCAUGACAAUGCCCAUGAUUAUGACCAUGAUGACAAUGACCAUGACCAUGACCAUGACCAUGACCACGAUGACCAUGAUUAUGACGAUGACCAUGAUGAUGACCACAAUGUCCAUGACCAUGAUACCCAUGCCCAUGCCCAUAAUGACCAUGCCCAUGAUGAUGACCAUGACCAUGAUGAUGAUGACCAUGAUGAUGCCCAUGCCCAUGAUGAUGACCAUGCCCAUGAUGAUGACCAUGACCAUGACCAUGAUGAUGACCAUGCCCAUGAUGAUGUCCAUGACCAUGAUGAUGACCAUGACCAUGAUGAUGACCAUGCCCAUGAUGAUGACCAUGAUGAUGACCAUGAUAAUGACCAUGAUGAUGCCCAUGAGCAUGAAGAUGACCAUUACCAUGAUGACCAUGAUAAUGACCAUGAUGAUGACCAUGGAGGAGCAGGCCGAGGAGGUGAAGAAGAAGAAGAAGGACGACGAGGAGGACACGAUCCCGCCGGAGAUCUGGGAGCUGCUCAAGGGCGUCACCAAGAAGAGCGAGUACGAGCGCAUCGCCUUCCAGUACGGCAUCACCGACCUGCGCGGCAUGCUCAAGCGCCUCAAGAAGAUCAAGGUGGAGCCCAAGAAGAGCGAAGCCUUCAUCCGGAAGUUGGACCCCGCCUACCAGGUGGACAAGGGCAACAAGAUCCGGCUGAUGGUGGAGCUCAGCAACCCCGACCUGCCCCUCAAGUGGUACAAGAACGGGCAGCUCAUCAAACCCAGCAACAAGUACGUGUUCGAGAACGUGGGUCUCAAGCGCAUCCUCACCAUCAACAAGUGCUCCCUGGCUGACGACGCCGCCUACGAGUGCCGGGUCAACGACGAGAAAUGCUUCACCGAGGUCUUCGUCAAAGAGCCGCCGGUGACCAUCGUGAAGGGCCCUGAGGACCAGCAGGUGGUGGUGGGCGAGCGCGUGGUGCUGGAGGCCGAGGUGUCCGAGGAGGGCGCGCAGGUCAUGUGGACCAAGGACGGCGUGGAGCUGACCCGCGAGGAGACCUUCAAGUACCGCUUCAAGAAGGACGGCAAGAAGCACUUCCUGAUCCUCAACGAGGCCAUCAAGGAGGACACCGGCCGCUACCGCAUCAUGACCAACGGCGGCGAGGCCGAGGCCGAGGUCAUCGUGGAAGAGAAGCAGCUGGAGGUGCUGCAGGGCAUCGCGGACCUGACGGUGCAGGCCACCGAGCAGGCCGUGUUCAAGUGCGAGGUGUCGGACGAGAAGGUCACCGGGCGCUGGUUCAAGAACGGCGUCGAGGUUCGGCCCAGCAAACGCAUCCACAUCUCCCACACCGGCAGGAUCCACAAGCUGGUGAUCGACGACGUGCGCCCCGAGGACGAGGGCGAUUACACCUUCGUGCCCGACGGCUUCGCCCUCACCCUCUCGGCCAAGCUCAACUUCCUCGAGAUCAAGGUGGAGUAUGUCCCCAAACAAGAGCCCCCCAAGAUCCACCUGGACUGCUCGGGCCGGGACUCGGAGAACACCUUGGUGGUGGUGGCGGGAAACAAACUGCGCCUGGACGUGCCCAUCUCGGGAGAGCCCCUGCCCAUGGUCACCUGGAGCAAGGACGGACAGGAGUUCUCGGCCCGUGAGGGGCGUGUCCGUCUGGAGGACCGGACGCAGCUGAGCAGUUUCGUCAUCGAGAGCGCCGAGCGCGCCGACGAGGGGCGCUACGAGAUCCGCGUCACCAACCCGGCCGGCGAGGACACGGCCGCCAUCACCAUCCGCGUCGUGGACGUCCCCGACCCGCCCGAGGCCGUUCGCGUCACCCAGGUGGGCGAGGACUGGGCCGUGCUGGUCUGGGAACCGCCCAAGUUCGACGGGGGGCAGCCGGUCACAG